Messenger RNA from Uncinocarpus reesii 1704, 897 nucleotides. RefSeq lists its product as uncharacterized. The coding region runs from base 1 to 897 and encodes 298 amino acids. The record is from RefSeq and is a predicted model, not a curated record. Lineage: Eukaryota; Fungi; Ascomycota; Eurotiomycetes; Onygenales; Onygenaceae. Gene Ontology annotation, cellular component: nucleoplasm; cytoplasm. The transcript is spliced from 2 exons.
AUGCCGUUUCAGCCUCCCCAAAACGCACCCGCAGGUGACGCGUUAUUACCUCUCUUUGCAAAUUUUAACGCUUUUGUUCAAGGGCUCGCUGCUGCCGAGGGCCCACCGCAAAAUCCGCACGCGAAUGCGCCCCCGGAGGCAGCAAACAAUUCUCAACGCCAGUCAGGUCGGGAAGAAAACCCCCCUCCUGUUGCAAGUGUGAACGACAGUAUAAUAAGAAUCCUUCAACAAGAUUUUAUGGGGCGCAACGCCAGACCGCGAGACCCGUCUGGCCGAAUCGGGGCCCCUCCGCUCGUUGCGCCUAACCCACUUGAAAUUGUUGCACGCAUCAUGGGCUUAGGGCACCUUGGUGACGCCGUUUAUUCGCAAGAAGAGCUCGACCGUGUAAUCUCCGAAUUAAUAGACCAAACUUCCAACACCAACGCACCCGGGCCUGCAACAGAAGCAGCGAUUCGAGCUCUACCCAAGAAGCCGGUGGAUAAGACCAUGCUUGGCCAUGAUGGCAAAGCAGAGUGUUCUAUUUGCAUGGAUAACGUGGAAAUAGCAGAGAAAGUCACCGAACUACCGUGCAAACACUGGUUCCACGGAACUUGCAUAUCGGCAUGGUUGAUCGAGCAUGACACUUGCCCGCAUUGUCGCAGAGGAAUAAUGGAAUCUUAUCGACAGCAGCAUCCGUCGCCCAAUUCGAGUCCGUCGGGCUCAUCAUCCUCUCUGCCUAGCUUAAUUAGCGUGACGUCUCCUUUUCCUAUGCCUAAUGGCUCCAGCAGUCCUCACAAUUCGAAUGGCACACCGACUAGGUCCGAAAGCGACCAACAGCGCCCAUCGAGUAGUGGCGGGAAUGGUCGAUUUACGGGGUGGAUGAGAAACCAUUUUGGCGGUGGCAGCAGUGGUACCUGA